UUCUCUCGUUCUUCGUCUUCUCUCGUUCUUCUUCUUCUUCUUCUUCUUCUUCUUCAUCUCUUGCUCUCUUACAGCCUUCUUUCUCUGGUUCUUGAUGUGCGUUUGCUCAAAUCUGGAAUCGGAGCUUGUUUUUCCCGGUUCUGGUGGCAGAUCUCUAUCAAAGGGAGAGUCGGCCGAAAUGCCUGAUGAAAACAAGAAACGCAAGAUUUCGCCGGAUCCUGAUUCAUCUCUUAGAUUAGGGCACAAUAAGGGAAAUGAUGCUGCCAUAUCUGAACAAAAUAAAAAGGUUAGAACUGAUAUAGAGCGCAAUUCUAGCCUACCGGCGGGUUCUGGUGUUUUAGCUCGUUCAAGUACAAUAGGUGAAAAACCCUUAUGCCCUUGCAAAAAGCUAGGACAGGUGGUACCUGUUGAUGGCUCAGGAUGUAGCAGCACUGCUCCCCCAGUGGAGGAGAGUGAAUCGUUGAAGAUUUGGAAAGAAAUGAAACGCAAUGGUUUCCUUUCUUCUCCGCAUGGAGGUGUACCCUUGACCAAAAAUCGUGGUCAGCAAUGUACCAAGAAAAAACAUGAUGAACAAAAAAAGAAGCCCAAGAGAAUAAAGAAAGAAAAGGAAAACAUGUUCAUCAAAUUUGCUGCUCCAAGUGGAUUGCUUUCAGGAUGCAACCCAGGGAUCAUCAAGUGUGUCAAGAAUAGCAAACAAGUCCACUCGAAAAUAGAGGCUAUGUUGCAAUUGGUGCAUUAUUGUAGUCAAGUCAAGAGUGGAUGUUCUGACCUAUUGGAGGUUGGAAUUCUGAGAGGUGAUAACGAAAUUGAAGAGCAGAAAACUGCACACUAUGGGGCAGCCAAUCAAUUUUCUCCAUCAUUAAGUAAUUUGGUGUGUGAUGACACACUGAAAUCAUCAUUGAAUGUGACUACAAAUUCGGAGAAGUCAAUCAGUGCUUCCAAUGAAGAAUCAUCAGCAAAUGAAAAGACAGUUUAUUUGUUGUCAUUGAAAGGGGCUAGUGUAGCAUCUCUUUGGUUGGAACUGCUUCAGUUUGAUAUUAACUGCCGCCUUGCUGCACUGGAUCUCAGUAAGAGGAGGUUUAGAAAUGUGAUGAAAGUUGAAAUGCCUAACCUAUUGUCAGUAGAAUUCUCUUCCAGCCAACGGAGCAAGCCCUGCUCUGAGCAUCCAUCCGUCGUAGAUAAGCAUGAAAAGCGAUGGAGAGCUCUUUAUGGUCAGAUGUGUACCGCUUUAAAAGAAGAAGAGAAACAUCUUGAGAGUUUGUCGAUACAAGUCCAAAACAUGAGAGUGCUGUGUGAUAAAGGCCUGAAAUAUGGCACUGCAGAUGGCCGGCCCGUAUUUGGCUCCGCGGAGGAUCCAAGAUUGAGGAAACCUGAUAAACUAGAGCUGGAGUCUUUAAUCAUGGCAGCUGCAGCUUCCAUUUAUUCUACCAGCAGCCUGACUAUGGCAAGAGAAAAUGCAACCUGAUCACUUUUUGUACUUGUAAGACUCUCUCUCUCUCCAACUUAUGGAAUUGUUACUUAAUGAUAUAGGAGACAAAUUUUCUUUUAUUGCUUAUCUAUGCUUCAUGAUUCAAAGAGAACUGAAUUGCGUCCACGAGUAAUGUAGGCAUUUUUUAGUAGAUGUGCAAAAUCUCUGAUCAUUUUACUUGUUUUACUAUCAAAAGAAAACAUCCUAUGAUCUUUUCACUAGACAAAGAAUGUUGAGCAUGUUGGUUA
Dioscorea cayenensis subsp. rotundata (Guinea yam) is the source of this 1716-nucleotide messenger RNA. RefSeq lists its product as uncharacterized. The record is from RefSeq and is a predicted model, not a curated record. The transcript is spliced from 7 exons. Bases 95 to 1465 code for a protein of 456 amino acids. NCBI's taxonomy places the organism in Eukaryota, Viridiplantae, Streptophyta, Magnoliopsida, Dioscoreales, Dioscoreaceae.